Molecule: messenger RNA, 963 nt
Organism: Talaromyces proteolyticus
Lineage: Eukaryota; Fungi; Ascomycota; Eurotiomycetes; Eurotiales; Trichocomaceae
Product: putative ARP2/3 complex 34 kDa subunit
Exons: 6
Coding region: 1-963 (320 amino acids)
Biological process (GO): actin filament polymerization; Arp2/3 complex-mediated actin nucleation
Cellular component (GO): actin cytoskeleton; Arp2/3 protein complex
Molecular function (GO): actin filament binding; structural constituent of cytoskeleton
Source: RefSeq, a predicted model, not a curated record
AUGCUUCUCCUCGACUACCACAAUGUGCUCAUCCAAUCGCUUCUCAUAGAGCGAUUCUCUGGAGCCGCACCAGUAUCAAUAGACCAGAUUGUGUCUGAUUUUGACGGCGUGACAUUCCAUGUUUCCACCCCAGAAUCAAAGACCAAAAUCGUCAUUUCCAUCGCCCUCAAAUGCUUCCGCGAACUCGUGCAGUAUGGCGCCCAAGCAGUGCUGGAGCGGGAAUAUGGACCUUAUAUCGUUAACCCAGAGGCCGGGUAUGACUUUUCGGUCCAGGUAGACUUGGAGGACCUGCCGGCGGAUGAAGAAGGAAAAGAGGAUUUGAUAAGGCGCCUAUCGUUGCUCAAGCGAAACGUUAUGGCUGCACCCUUCGAGCGUGCUUUCGACGAAUUUGCUAAGCUGUCGGAGGAGGCAUCCAAAUACACUACAGAGUCUGCUCCACAGGGCAUCAAGGAGGGAGGAGAAGUUAUGGCUGUUCACUACCGAGAGGAGGAAGCGAUCUAUAUCAAGUCUAGCCAUGACCGCGUGACGGUUAUCUUCAGUACUAUCUUCCGUGAAGAGACGGAUCGUAUUUUCGGCAAGGUUUUCUUACAGGAAUUUGUUGAUGCUCGAAGACGUGUACAGACGUUGCAGAACGCCCCUCAAGUCCUGUUCCGAAACGAUCCUCCUCUUGAAUUGCAAGGAAUUCCGGGUCUAAAGAACUCGGGAGACGGCAAAUACAGCUAUAUUACCUUCGUUCUUUUCCCUCGACACUUGACGCCUCAACGCCGCAACGACAGCAUUUCUCACAUCCAGACAUUCCGAGACUACUUCCAUUAUCACAUCAAGGCAUCUAAAGCCUAUAUCCAUACUCGUAUGCGAAAGCGUACAGCAGACUUUCUCCAAGUCCUCAACCGUGCGAGACCGGAAAACGAGGAGCGCGAAAGGAAAACAGCCAGUGGAAGAACGUUCCGUGUCCAGGGAUAA